Messenger RNA from Dentiscutata erythropus, 474 nucleotides. NCBI's taxonomy places the organism in Eukaryota, Fungi, Glomeromycota, Glomeromycetes, Diversisporales, Gigasporaceae. The record is from the annotation of a GenBank genome assembly.
AUGGAUGAAAACAUGGAUAAUUUUUUGACUGUAAAUGAAAAACUGAAAGAUUUCCUUGUUAUAAAUGAAGAGAAUGAAGAUCAAGAAUAUUUUACAGGUGAAGCUUCAAAUGAUUUUAUGAAUGAAGGAGCCAUGAAUUCUGAAUUUGAAAUAGAGAGCCAUGAUGAUAUGAUGUCACAAAAUGAAAUAGAAUCAUCAUCCUUAUUUUCUGGAAAAAAAUUUGAUAAUGAAUUCGAAUCAAAUGAUUCGCAAGAAAUUAAUAAUCUGGAUGAUGAAAAAGAAAAUAGUGAUCCUAUGAUUCUCAACCCAAAAAUUUACCAUGGUAGAGGUCAUCCCAAAGGUACCAAAUGUUUAAAAUCAGCACAUGAAGUAUCAAAACCUACGGCAAAUCAAUGUCGGUGCAAGAAGUGUGAUGGUUUGGGCCAUUACCAGAAGAAUUGCAAAGUACUUAAUUUUGUUGAUAUAAAAUGUUGA